GUUUAAACAGCUGCAUUAUGUUUUUGUUUACAUUAUUAUUAUUUAUGUUUUAAUUAAAUUUUCAUACAACAUUUUACGGAAAUUUUACUAAAUUCACAUAAAUAUGGCUAAAAAAGAUAAAGAAGAACAUUCCAAAGAAAAACACAAGAAGCACAAGCAUAAACAUCACAAGGUCUCCAGAAACAAAUCACACAGCUUUGAAAAGUCUAAUGAAUCCCUAGCUAGUAUACAAGAUAGCGAAGAUAUCGAUGUGGAGGAUGAUAGGAAUGACACACCCAAUAGCAUGAAUCUUAGCAAAGAAUCAUUUACCAACGACGAGGAAAAUAUUGAUGUUGAAGUUGAAGAAGAGUUAAUGGAAGACAGUAUGGAAUUGGAAACAAAAGUUGAAGACACAUCUUCCUUACAGACUAUAUUAAAAGUAGAAAAGCCUACAAGUUCCAAGAAAUUUGUUAAGAAGUUGGAUGACACAGAAGUGUUAAACACAAAGAUGCCAGUUACGCCAUCCACCAACAUGGCCAAGAAAAACAAACGACGGCGUGAUAGUGGCACCUCUAGUGAAGAAGAACGUUGGCUGACUGCUGUAGAAUCAGGUAAACUAGAAGAAAUUGAAGAUGUUGAAUUGCGUAAAAUGAAAGAUCCAAAAUUAAUGACCGCCCGUCAAAGAGCUAUGUAUGAUCGCAAUAAUGACAUAGAAUCCGCCCCGGGCUUUUCGGAAACAUUGAUGGCUCUACCAACUGGUUACAAAGAGAAAGAGAAACCCCAAACCGCCGAAGAAUUGCAAAAGGCGGCCUUGAAAAUUCUCAAACGUAAACAGCAGGCUGAUGAAAAGCGGGAAAAGGACAAAAAGAAAACCAUGGAACGUUUACUUAAGAAGCAAGAAAGUAAAUAUAGAACGGGUAAUAAACCGAAAUCAGCUAAAGAAGCAAUACCCAUGAUAAGUUAUAAAAAUACUUUAGAAGGAGCUGUUGUACAGUUGCCGGUGGGCGUAGAAUUUCCUUUGGCAGCCCAGACACCCAAAGAACCACCCAAACAGCAAAUGUGCGGCAUAGCAGGUUGUAAUAAUCCCAAGGUGUAUAACUGCUCCAAAACAAAUUUACCUUUAUGCAGUUUUGCUUGUUAUCGUAAAAAUGUACAAUCUCUUAAAGAAAUUAUAUGUUAAAUUUUAAAAGAAUUUCUUAUAU
Calliphora vicina (urban bluebottle blowfly) is the source of this 1181-nucleotide messenger RNA. RefSeq names its product INO80 complex subunit B. Gene Ontology annotation, cellular component: Ino80 complex. The record is from RefSeq and is a predicted model, not a curated record. Bases 104 to 1159 code for a protein of 351 amino acids. Lineage: Eukaryota; Metazoa; Arthropoda; Insecta; Diptera; Calliphoridae. Gene Ontology annotation, biological process: chromatin remodeling. The transcript is spliced from 2 exons.